Molecule: messenger RNA, 540 nt
Organism: Bactrocera tryoni
Lineage: Eukaryota; Metazoa; Arthropoda; Insecta; Diptera; Tephritidae
Exons: 3
Coding region: 1-405 (134 amino acids)
Biological process (GO): positive regulation of DNA-templated transcription
Cellular component (GO): nuclear body
Source: RefSeq, a predicted model, not a curated record
AUGGAAAAAUCUAAAAAAAAGAAGAGAGUUGUGUGGAGUGAGGCUGCCGAGACCGACUUAUUAGAGAUAUGGCAACAAAAAAUGCCAGAGCUGCGAUCUAUGAGAAAAAACAAUCACAUAUAUGACGAAAUGUUUUGUGCAAUGAUGCUGGCUGGACACGAUUAUACGUCCACGGAAAUAAAGAUAAAAUUGCACAAUUUCACUAACAAAUACAGACAAGAAAAGCAGAAAAUUGGCCCUUCGGGUGGCUCCCCUAGUCGGUGGAAAUAUUAUGAGGCGGUACACCAAGCAGUAGGCGGCUUUAAAAGUUUUUGUUCCGCCGAACUUGUGGAGGAUAGCAUUGUGGUUGACAUGAAGGAGAGUCGCCGCGCCCAAGCCAGGCGAUGGUCCUUCUACGUCGCGUAGUUGCGCUCGGCCAUCGUCAAGCGAUGCUGUAAGGAAGAAAAAAUCAGCAAUAACAAUAAUAAAAGCGUCUUUCUCUCCUAGAAACAUACAUUAAUGAUUCAAAGGAAGUGAAGGACGCUUUCAUUGACUUCCUUC